AUGGUGAUUACUCCUGCUCCUGGCGUCUGGUUCCCCGUGCUUGGAGUACUUACUGGAAGACAGGUCGGAUCGCGGAUUGCUCUGCGCAAAGCGUGCACGAGAAAAGACCUGGCGUGUUGUGAAAAGUAUUGUAAGGUUGUGAGUGGGGUCGAAUCACCAGGCCCUUUAGAACGUCCCUCUUGGCCCAGUUCUUCUAAAUUCUGCUCAAAGAAUCAGAUAAAUUGGGGCGGUUUGAGUUAUUGUCAUGCAUCAUAUGAAGAG
Messenger RNA from Protopolystoma xenopodis, 261 nucleotides. The record is from the annotation of a GenBank genome assembly. Lineage: Eukaryota; Metazoa; Platyhelminthes; Monogenea; Polystomatidea; Polystomatidae.